This is a messenger RNA of Sipha flava (yellow sugarcane aphid), 1443 nucleotides long. RefSeq names its product tigger transposable element-derived protein 6-like. Gene Ontology annotation, molecular function: DNA binding. The record is from RefSeq and is a predicted model, not a curated record. Gene Ontology annotation, cellular component: nucleus. Bases 496 to 1344 code for a protein of 282 amino acids. The transcript is spliced from 2 exons. Lineage: Eukaryota; Metazoa; Arthropoda; Insecta; Hemiptera; Aphididae.
UUAAUUUAUAAAACACAAUUAUUUUAUGUUACUUAAAUUUGAUUCUUUAACUUUGUAUAAAGAACUAAAAUAGCAAUAUAAUAUUUAAAAUAUCAAUCAUUUUACUAAAUAUAUACAGUAGCCGCCGCUUAUUGGACUCACGGUUAAUUGACUCAUUCGUCUAUUAGACUCAAAACGGCUGGCCCCGAUUUGCAUAUAUACUAACACACAGCAAAAAAUUCGUCUAUUCGACUCACACACCGGUUAUUAGGGUCAUUUUAAAAUCAGAUAAACAAGGAAAAUAUGCACAUACAUUGAAAAAACGUGUUAUAAAUAAGUCGGUACCGGUACAUAUUUUGCUUUUAUCGCGGAGAUAAAAUAAAUUACUUUUCACGAUAAACCAAGCAGUCGUCAAUGUCAAUUAGUACGGCAGGUAGUGUAUGAAUAGACGUCGUCGUGUUUAGUGUGUUGUCUGCGUUUACAUUCUGUGUGAACAUUUUUAUUUAUCAUGUUACAAUGAACAAACGACGUGAUUUGAGUGUGGAAGAAAAAUUAGAUGUUCUUAAAAAAUAUGACGAGCUUCCGAAAACGAGCCAGCGACAAGCAGCAUGUAAGUUGAACGUGUCUCAAAGUUUACUAGGUAGGAUGCUGAAAAGUCGACAGGAAAUCGAAAACGCAUCAUUAGAAAAUGUGAAUUCAAACCGUGAAAGAAAAAGGGUCGGUAAAGAAGAAGUUGAAGAAGCUUUAAAGCAAUGGUUCACAAAAGUCAGACAAAAAGAUGUCCGAGUUACAGGACCACUUUUGCGCCAAAAAGCCGAAGAUCUUGCGAAAAAAAUAGGCAAAGAUAAUUUUGUGGCAACAGAAGGUUGGUUUCACCGAUGGAAGAAACGCGAAAACAUUUCAUUCGUUAAGCCACAUGGAGAACAGGGAGAAGCCAACCAUGUAGCUGCACGGUUGUGGAUUCAUUCAGAAUGGCCAUCACUUAUCGCCAAACAUCCUCCGUCUUGUGUGUUCAAUGCGGAUGAAACUGGACUUUAUUUCAGGGCAUUACCUGAGCACACUUACGCGUUCAAAAAUGAAAAAACUAGAGGAACUAAAACUAGUAAAGAACGUCUAACCAUAUUAUGUUGUGCGAGUAUGGAUGGUGAAAAAAGAAAACUGCUUGUGAUUGGUAAAAGUAAAAAUCCCCGGUGUUUCAAGGGUGUUAAGAAUCUACCGGUAGACUAUACUGCAAACAGUAAUGCAUGGAUGAUAAAAGAAAUUUUCACCGAAUGGCUGAUCAAGUGGGACAAUGAACUUCAUCAUGACGUUUUAUUGCUAGUCGAUAACUGCACGGCUCAUGUGGUUACAGUGAAAUGUACCUGAAAAAGAUUCAAUUGAACGAAAUGUUUCAUUUAUUGGCAUCUGGAUUAGUCUUUUCUUAUUUGGUGUUACUGAUGUUGUUGGUGUUGAUGAUACUACACA